This is a messenger RNA of Spodoptera exigua (beet armyworm), 624 nucleotides long. The record is from the annotation of a GenBank genome assembly. Lineage: Eukaryota; Metazoa; Arthropoda; Insecta; Lepidoptera; Noctuidae.
AUGUACAAGAUUCUUCUACUCGCCGCAGUGGUUGCAACGGUCGUUGCGCGGCCACAACACGAUCACGACCAACACCACGGUCACGGUCACGCCAUCUCCUCACAGAGCAUCGUACUGCACCACACACACGAGACCAAACACCCUGUACACCACGAGGAGCACCAUGAAGAGCACCACGAGGAACAAGGCAACAAACACGAACAGAGUCACCAAGAUGAACACCAUUACGCGCAGUACUAUCACGAUGACCAUCAUCAUGAGCAGUACCACCACGAGGAACAGCAUCACGGAGAGCAACACGACGAGGAGCACCACAGCCACGCCUCCUCCUCACAGAGCAUCAAGCAGCACCACGGACACGGCACUGAGAAGCACGUCGUCUACUAUGCUCAUCCCAAGUACGAGUUUGCCUACAAAGUGGAGGACCCUCACACCGGUGACAAGAAAUCCCAACAUGAGUCUCGUGAUGGUGACGUCGUGAAGGGUGUGUACAGUCUGCAUCAGCCCGAUGGUACUAUCAGGAUCGUGGAGUACCACGCUGACAAGAAGACUGGAUUCAACGCCAACGUGAAAUUUGUGGGUCACGCCAAGCACAUCGUUCCUGAACACCACCACCACCAUUGA